Parasteatoda tepidariorum (common house spider) is the source of this 1971-nucleotide messenger RNA. RefSeq lists its product as uncharacterized. The record is from RefSeq and is a predicted model, not a curated record. Lineage: Eukaryota; Metazoa; Arthropoda; Arachnida; Araneae; Theridiidae.
CCUUUAAUUCAAUGACGUCACGAAUCCACCUAUAAACUUGGUGAACCAGAACGAAUUUUCUUUCGCCUUAAAACUGUAGUUUUUUGUAUUGUGGAGAAGUAUUCCUUUUUGGAAGAAUUUGGGGAAACUAUAUCGUUCAUUUGAUGCAAAUAGUUCUACUUGGAAGACAUGGGUAAAUUAGCGUUUCUUCUUUUGGCUUGCUUAUCGGUUCGGUGCGCAUGGUCUUAUUACCAAAAUGCUCCUCAACCAUAUCAACCAAGAAUCAUCUAUCGCCAUCACAUUGCCCCAUAUCAACCUCGUGCCUCAUAUAUGCAGCCGGUGAUGCUUAGACCACCAGCAAUGCCAUACGGAGGCAUACCCGUCGCGUAUGGUCCUCCAGAACUACCAUUCCAAAGGGGUGCAGCAACACCAGUAUCCAUGUAUUUACCACAGCCUCAACCACAACCUGUGUUUACUUCUAUACCAUAUGCACCAGCGGCUGCUCACGUGCACAGUUUCUUCAGACAAUCUCCUCCUCCACCAAGAACUCCAAGAUAUCCUCUGAAACAAAUGGUAAACCCCUUCCAAAGUGCUUUCAGUCAAUAUCCCGCACCAUCUACAAUGUUUGGAAAGAUUAAGCCAUUUCUUUUUGGCAACACUGGACCUAGAUCAUUGCCUCAUCAUCCUUAUUUUCCUAACAUGUACCCACCACAUAAUUUCAUACCAAACAGACCUUUACAAAACAGGCCAGUUUCUCAUCUCUCCUUUCCAGUUUAUCAGGAAUCUGGAAGUUCAAUGAAAUCGGAAAAGUCCUGCUCGUGCUCAUUACAUGUUGGAGAAUUAACUGUCUAUAAACAUACGGAUGUGAGGUCUUCUUACUCUUGCACGGAUUUGAAGGACUGUAACUCCUUUUGUACAAACCUGUUCAGCAGUGAAGAUUUAAGAGCUCAGACUAGAUCAGAUGCCUGCCUGAUACUUGGUAAAGAUGUCACUGUACCUUGGUUUAGAAGAGAUGCUGUAUGUGAACCACAUGGUACUAAGAAUGAUACUAAGUUGUCUGUGGAUUUAUGUUGCAAGAACCUACAGCCUUGUUGAGAAAAAGUAAGAAAAUUAUUUUAAGAAAAACGGAUAAUGAAAAGUGUUCAUCUUUAGCUCUGAAAUUGAGAAGAAUUUCAUUGUUUUGAACGGGAUUCUAGUUAACUGGAAAAUGAACAUUCAGUUAUAAAAAAAAGUUAGAUAAAGAAGCUAGUGCCAAGUUCAAUAAAAUGUGUAUGUUAUUUCCAAUGCAAAACAGAUUGUCUAUGUGCUGAGGUAGGAUGCGUUAUUGUAAAAUUAUUUUAUUCCAAGGAAUUGCAACAUUGAGUUUAAUUACUAUAAAUAGAGAUGUAAUGAGUGCAAGUAACAUAUAUUUAUUAUUUUAUAAAAAAAUAAUGCAUUAGAGUAAAAAAAGAACUAAGUAAAAAUUAUUAGUAUUUUAAAAAUGAAGACCAAAACGGAAUAGUUUUUCUGUUCACUGAUUUAAAAGGUUUGAAUGCAUAUGAAAAAUUCUUAUUCUCAUAUAUGAGUAGAAGACCAAUUCCUGAUUGCCCCAAUCAAUAUAAGACAAUCCCAAAAGUUUUUAUCUUUUUAAUAAAAUAAAAAAAAUGCUUAAUUUAAACAUAGUUACCUUUUAAAUGUGUUUUUAAAUAUCCACUUUUAUUAAUGCAUUUUUUGUAAACAUUGUGACAGUUUCUUAAGCCUUGUUAUACUAAAAAUUGCCAGUCUUCAGUAUCUUUGUAUUGAACCUUGUCGGAAUCAAUAGUGGUGCUGAAUUAUCUUCUGUCAAAAUAUUUUUCCAAUUUGGGAAAUAGACUGUUUCAAUAGUGACUGAAUACCAAGCUUAGAUUUAUGGGGAGGGGGUGGUGGUGAGUGAGUCAAAAUGUCCUAUAAUAACUAUUACAGGACAUCAAUGGUUUAAUGAACAAAGAAGUGAAAGAUAAAGAUGAGGUUCAA